This is a messenger RNA of Nannizzia gypsea CBS 118893, 2583 nucleotides long. Its product is annotated as oligomeric Golgi complex component 4. The record is from RefSeq and is a predicted model, not a curated record. The transcript has 2 exons. NCBI's taxonomy places the organism in Eukaryota, Fungi, Ascomycota, Eurotiomycetes, Onygenales, Arthrodermataceae. Bases 1 to 2583 code for a protein of 860 amino acids.
AUGGCCAGCGCGACGGUGAGCCAGGCCAAUGGCCACGGCAGCGGGCGUCUGCCGUCUCCAGAGCUCGCAAACGGCGUAGGGCCAGGCAGGGACAGCAACAGAGCCACAGACACAGACAGAGAUACAGACAGCGACAGCAACAUCUACAACGCCAGCUCCGUUGCAGCCAUCCGGGCGGCGCUCUCGCAGCUCCAGGACCGAGAAGCCCUGGUGACAGCCCGUCUCGACGCCCUGGUGGCCUCGCAGAAGGAUCUCUCGCGCGAACUCGGGCGCCUCGACCUGCUGCGCGCCCACCUGGGGACGCAGGCCAGCACCGCCCGCGCCAUCAGCCAUGAGAUGCUGUCCGGCGCGGCCUCGUCUGCCCACACGCUGUCGAGCGCCGUCCGCAGGCUGGAUCUCGAGCAGUCGCGCGUCCGGUCGAUCCUGGACAUGGUCGGGCAGGUCGCAGAGCUCAAGGCCUGCGUGCUGGGCGUUGCGGGCUCGAUGGGCGCAUCGCAGAACUGGGAGAUGGCGGCCUCCUACAUGCACCGCGCAUCCAAGAUACCAGAGGACGUGGUCAACAGCCCCUUUGCGGCCGAGAUUGUGCCUACCGCAGAGGUGCCGGAUACCCCCAGCGUGACGCUGUCGAGCGCGGCCGAGUCGCUGUGCGCCCUGUUUCUCCGCGAGUUUGAGCACGCCGUGAAGGAGAACGACGGGGCCAAGAUCACCCGGUUCUUCAAGCUGUUCCCGUUAAUCGGCAAGUCAGACGUCGGCCUGGAUGUGUACGGCCGCUAUGUGUGCCAGGGAGUGGCCGCAAGGGCUCGCUCGAAUCUCAAUGCCGGCACGGGGGGUGCGCAGGCAAAGGACGACUUCUUCUACGCCAAUGCCCUGACCAGGCUGUUCGAGCACAUUGCUCAGAUCGUGGAUGCCCACGGGGCGCUGGUUGAGAGACACUACGGCCCCGGGAAGAUGGGCCGGGUGGUGGAACGGCUACAGGUCGAGGCCGAUGUCCAGGGGGGCAUCAUCCUCGAGUCGUGGGCGGAGGAGCGGCAUGUCGACCGCAGACUGACGGAUAUCAAGUCGUAUGCAUUCACGUUCCUGGUCCAGAGCUUUUUGCCAGGUGCCAGGGGGGCUGCUGGCACGCCGCGGUCGAAUUCUCCGGCGAGCUGGGAUACGCCGCAGCGGAACAGUGAAGAUGAAGGGGUCGACAUGAAGGAGAUUGAUUCCAUAUUGAACGAGAUAUCAGUCAUGCUCGGCCGGUGGUCUCUCUACGGGAGGUUCCUAGCCAGUAAAUGCAGGGAAGAUGGUGCCGAUGAUGACGACCUAGAGCUGCCGUCCUUCCUGACGGGCUCUCCGCUGUCUCAAAAGGUCGAUACCAAGCUGCUAUCACCGUACAACGCGAUGACGACCUUCUUCCUCCGUCGGUCGGUGGAAAAGGCGUUUCAGUUGGACGAGGCGCCCGUUGACCUGACCCUGGACCUUCGGAAGCCGCUGGUGUCUAACUCGCCCCAUAUCACGUCUGUCGUGGACGAUAUCAUGUACAUCGUGAACAAGGUCAUCCAGCAGACGCUGGCCACCUCUCAGCGGUCGGCCGUGACCAGCGUGGUGCCUACAAUUGCACGGGUUCUCGGUGCUGACUUCAUCGGCAUGGUUCACCGGAAGAUGCGAGACGAGACGCACCCCAGGCCCGUUGUUCCGGGCGGCCAACCUCCAGCUGCGACGGUGGUGUCCUUCCUUGUGCUUGUCAACAACCUGGACGUUGCCGUGGACUACCUAGAGCGCAUCGUGAAACGACACAUGGAGUCGACGGACACUGGCGGCGACGUCACCAGUGAUGCCAACGCUCAGCCACGGAUUUCUAUGCUGUUCCCGCUUGCCGACGACGCCCAGGUGGUGUUGAGCACGCUACGGUCACUCUCUGCUACUUUUACGUCCAAGGCCCAGGACCUCAUCGGCGACGGCAUACAGGUCAUCUUCAAUAACGUACUCAAGUCCCGUCUCCGUCCUAUUCUUGCGGAUGCCUUCAGGGACACGGAGUACCAGCCCCAGGACGGCGAAGGGGAAGAUGGAGCAGGAGCAGCAGCGAGUGUAGCAGUGGAAGACGACGUCCUGAUGCACCACCAUGAAGCCGGACACCAGAGCCUGGUCCGUCAGCGGUUCGCAGCCGGCUGGCGUGACCUGAUGCUGCCGAUAGCCCGCAUCCUGACGGGCAACACCUUUGACCGUCUCCUCGGCGUGACACUGGCGUCGUUGUCGAGGUUGCUGGAGAAGCGGCUCUGGUCUUACCACGGCCGGGUCAACGCCCUGGGGACCACCAGGCUGGAGCGAGACGUCACUGGGAUAAUCGCCGCUGCCGUGGACGUGGCCGAGAGCCAGGGCCAGCACCCGCACUCUGCUCCCGGGGAGAGAGGCGGCGGCGGCAGCAGCAUUGGCGGCAGGGCAGGCCGGUAUCGCCACCGCGAGACGUUUGCCCGAUGUGCACAGAUCGUGAUGAUCAUGGGCAUGGAGGAGGAGGAGUGGGAGGAGAUCUCGCAGGCAGACGGAGACGUCGUGGACAAGCUGUCUGUGGAAGAACGAGCCCGCGCCAGAUCGAUGGUCAUAUAG